CACACAAAUCCAGUGUUUCUCCUCUCUCAGCUCGUGCAGCUCCACCCACCUGCAGAUAAAAGCCAAACCCUCACUAGAGCUGCUGUUCAGCGUCUUUCUCAAACCCCUCAAAGCUCUGUGAUAUUCCCAUCCUGCAGCAGCAGCACACGGACAAAGGGCCCAGCAGGACUGCAGCACACACCUGGCUGGACUGCGUACAUGACCACCGUCCCACCCAUGACUUAAAAAGACACAUAAAAGCAGCAUAAACGAAGAAGGGGCAGGCCAGAGGGAGCAACGACCUUCAGCCUGACAGAAGGAACAAUCUGAAAGAAAUGGUGUCCGUAGCCCUCCGUUCUUUCAGUCUCCUCAUCGCAGUGUUCCAGCUGUCUUUAUUACACCUCACUCACGGUGGGGCGUAUUAUGGACAUAAACAGCCGCCUCAACAACACCAGCCCUUGCCACAGUACAAUGACGGGUAUCCUCAACAGCAGUUUGUGGGGAACGAGAUGCCACACCUGCCUUAUGGCAAGGAAGUCCCAUUACUGCCUCAAUAUGGGAAAGAGCUUUCACAGCUGCCUUUGCAAAUGAGCAAAGCAAGGCCACUGACUGACACCAAAGGACAAACAUUCCCCAGAGGGGCUAAAGGACCGCCUCCCCCUGGGCCCAGUGGAGAAAUUAUCAGAGAGGCAUCACAAGGAGUUCAGGGCCUCCCAGGACCACCAGGACCUCCAGGGCCACAGGGGCCCUCUGGGCUACCAGGCCAGGGAUUGCCAGGGUUGCCAGGAAAACAAGGGCCACCUGGUCCUCAAGGCUACCCAGGAAUAGGAAAACCCGGGAUCCCAGGAUUGCCAGGAAAACCCGGAGGACACGGAUUACCAGGAGCAAAAGGCGACUUCGGUCCUGGUGGCGGUGAGGGACCAACUGGACUCCCUGGGCCUCCGGGACUCCCGGGUCCCCCAGGACUCCCGGGGAUUGCAAAAUCUGGAGGUCAGGGGCUGCCUGGACAGCCGGGUCAUCGAGGGGAGCCUGGACAAAAAGGUCCACAUGGGCUUCCAGGUCCCCCAGGCCCCAAGGGAGACAAAGGACUUGGUAUUCCCGGUUUGCCAGGUUUAAAAGGACCCAUCGGACCACCAGGUCCACCCGGGCAAGCAGGUCUCCCUGGGGUCAGUAAACCCGGCCUAAACGGUCUCCCCGGACAGCUGGGAAUACCGGGAAAGCCCGGACCUCUCGGAGAGCCGGGACCAGCAGGGCCACCUGGUGAAAAAGGCCAACCAGGACCACCAGGCUUGCCUGGAAUUGGAAAGCCAGGAAAAGAUGGUUUCAGGGGGCAACCGGGGCUUUCAGGAGGGAAAGGGGAACCAGGCCCUCCUGGUUUACCAGGGGGUCCAGGCUUGCCAGGCUAUGGAAAACCAGGGUUUCCAGGACCAAAGGGUCACAAAGGACACGCUGGUCUCCCAGGACCUCCAGGCCUAAAAGGCGACAAAGGUCACGGAGGACUUCCUGGGGUCAUCGGUCUCACUGGACCUAGUGGCAUUCCAGGCCCACCCGGGCCAAUUGGGCUUCCUGGUAAUGUUGGGUUUCCGGGGCAAAAGGGAGAGGAUGGUAUUAUGGGACCCAAAGGAUACCCAGGAAAGAAGGGCGAUACGGGGCCUCCAGGUCUUCCGGGACAGCCAGGGUUAUCGGGAGUAGAUGGGCAACCAGGACCACGAGGUUUUCCAGGGCCUGUUGGCCCCAAAGGAGAACCUGGGAUGAGGGGUUUACCUGGUGCCCCUGGUAGCGUAGGACUAACUGGACCAAGAGGAGAGGGGGGACAACCUGGAGAGAGAGGUCACCAGGGACCACACGGUAUUCCAGGGCUCACAGGACCAGGGGGACCAAUUGGACCUCCAGGGCUGCCAGGGCAAAAAGGCGAAACAGGCCUGCCUGGCAAACCUGGCUAUCCCGGCGAGGGAAAACCAGGUCUCCCUGGUCAUAUUGGUCCUCAAGGUAAUCCUGGCCCAAGUGGCCCUGCUGGACUUCCAGGGCAGCCUGGACCGCCUGGACCACCCGGACCUCCUGGAUUACCUGCUAUAUCUCCCGAGCUCGGACAGAUUCUCCCCGUGAGUGGCCCAUAUAAUGGCCAAAAACAAGUAUACAAGAAGCCAAAGAACGGAGGGGACAUUGGCGGAAAUGCUCCGGAGAUGCCUGCGUUCACAGCUAAGCUCACAAACCCAUUCCCUCCUGUUGGCUCUCCCAUCAUCUUUGAUAAACUCCUUCACAACGGCAACCAGGACUACAAUCCUCAAAGUGGUAUUUUCACCUGUAGCUUACCAGGGAUCUACUACUUUGCCUAUCACGUCCACUGCAAAGGAGGUAACGUGUGGGUGGCACUGAUGAAAAACAACGAGCCAGUAAUGUACACGUACGAUGAAUACAAAAAGGGCUUGCUGGAUCAGGCAUCGGGGAGCGCCGUACUCCCAUUACGGAAAGGAGACACCGUCCAUCUACAGCUGCCAUCUGACCAGGCUGCAGGACUUUAUGCCGGUCAAUAUGUCCACUCCACAUUUUCUGGGUACUUACUGUACCCGAUGUAAGGAAUGUGUAGAAAUAAAAGUGGUAGUCAUGACAUAUUGAUGGUCAAUUUUCCCAAAUUUAUGGCAAAACUACUGUGGUCUCCAAGGUACAGUGUAGGUCUGGUGAAAUGGUUUACAGCGAGCGGUGGCAGAAGAAUCUUUUUUUAUAGAUAUAGUAGCAACAUACGUCAUUGGAUAUUCAGUCAGUGGAGCCUCAGUCAUUGGCAAUGAAAUGUAGGAAGUUUCAUGUGAGGGCUCAGAGUAGUGGAGAGUAGAGAUUUUCUUUAAAGUAGUACUGCCAAAUAUCUCAGUUGUCAUAUGUCUUAUACGUUUACAUUGUGCAUUUACUCUUAUAUCCAUCCGCACACAAUCUAUCAUGACAUGGCUGGAAUAAUUCAUGGAACAAUGAGGCUUAAUGUUGCUGAAUCGUAUUUACUUUUCAUUCAUUUUUUGCUUUACAGUUAUAUACUGUAUACUUGGCACAUAAGAUUGUAUUCUUUUCAUUGUACAAUGCAUUUACUCGCAGCUAUCGGUCCAUAAUGUUGGAUCAUGUAUUUGGGGUCAUCAUGCAGUUAUUAAGUUAUUGUUUGUCUUUCUACAUUACUUUUGAAAAUGCAGCAUUUUUAUACAUUUUUUUAUAUAUUCAGCUGACAGUUUUCAAAGUAUUUGGGUGAAUCCCAUUUCAUACCAUAUCUCAGUCCAGAACAGAACCAAAAGUACGGCCUUCCUCACAGUUUCGCAGUGGAGCUCUAAUUGGUGGUGACCAUUUGAUGUCAAGAUUUGUCUUGUUUUGUUUGUAAUAAGUAUGAAUUCUUUUAAAGGUUUUCGACGGUUUGUCAGCAUUGUCUGUAAUUUAUUUGUUUGACUACUGAUUACUCGGGAUUGUGUUAAUGUGUGUGUGUUGACAGUAAAUGACAGAAUUCACUUCAAAAUGCAGAAAACAACAUACACCGAGAGUCAAAAAAUAUGUUCAUGCUCAUACCCAUUGAUCCCACCGCGUCUCAAGUUUUUAUUAUUUUUACUAUAAUUGUUUUGUACUUAAUGUCUUCAAACUGUGGAUGUGCAAUUUAGUUUUUUCUCCUCCUUUUUUUUUUACAUUGCUUUACUUUGGACCAUGGCGCACAGCAUUAAAUGGGAAACUGUGCCUGUAGUAUGUGAAUUUUGAUAAUUAUUGCUUUGAAUGUUUGGAUAAUGACUGAUUAAAAAAUUAAAGAUUUUUGCCUUGA
This is a messenger RNA of Scatophagus argus, 3760 nucleotides long. RefSeq names its product collagen alpha-1(VIII) chain-like. The record is from RefSeq and is a predicted model, not a curated record. NCBI's taxonomy places the organism in Eukaryota, Metazoa, Chordata, Actinopteri, Scatophagidae. The transcript is spliced from 4 exons. Gene Ontology annotation, molecular function: protein binding. Bases 315 to 2555 code for a protein of 746 amino acids.